AAGUCAGUGCACCACCAUUUCCUCUCUUCUUACUCUAUCUAAAAGUCUUGUGCUUUUUUUUUUCUCUAAUAUUUUUCUUUCUUUCACAUCUAAAAGAAAGUCAGCGCCAUCCUUUUUGCCUUCUCUGCCUGUGUUUUCUUUCUGCCUAAUUUGCUUAAGAAAACGCUGAGUUAAGAUCGAGCGUUUGAAAGUUUCUAGGUUGAUUGGCUACCGAAAAUGGCUGAGGACUGGGAUCUUUAUGCAGUGGUGAGAAGUUGUACGUCUGCAGCCGCCAAUACCACCGCCACAGCAAGCAAUAAUUCCCCGAGCAAUAAUUUUACGAAUGGGAAUAGUAACCCUUUCCCUUUGGCUUGCUUGGCUUCGUUGACGUUUGAGGAAGAAGAUGACCCGUUUUCAUUUCCUAAUCUUUCACAGCGGAGGAAAAGUGGCUCUUUGCAAGAUUCUUACAAGCCCUUUUUGCUUUACGCCGACCCCACCACCAUCAGCACUAAUCAAGGUAUUGAUCCCAGCUCUUCAAGUUCUGUACCUGGAGGAUCUAGCGGCCAACAUCAUCAGCAUCAAAGGUUACAGCAGCAGCAGGAACAGCCCACCACCACCACUUGCAGCAUCGGGAUUAGCUCCCCGUUGACUCCCACCUGCACUCCCAAUUUUGCUUUUGGCCAAUCUGGAAACCAGCAACAACCACAUCAUGUUCAGGAACAACCACAAACGCAGCAGCAGCUGCAACAACGAGUUCAACCGCAGGAAGUUCAAAGGCCUGCUACUGUCCUUCCUUUACGGAACAUGCAAUCUCAGGCUCCAAGAUCAAGAAAGAGGAAGAACCAGCAGAAGAGAACCCUAUGCCAUGUAACAGCAGAUAAUUUGUCAUCAGAUCCGUGGGCAUGGCGUAAAUACGGACAGAAGCCCAUAAAAGGCUCCCCCUAUCCAAGAAACUACUACAGGUGCAGCAGCUCAAAGGGGUGCUCAGCCAGAAAACAAGUGGAGCGUAGCAAUUUGGAUUCCAACAUCUUUAUUGUUACCUACUCGGGCGACCACACGCACCCAAAGCCCACUCACCGGAACUCUCUCGCUGGCAGUACUCGAAACAAGCUAUCAACCAUUCAAAAGGCUGCAAGCAAAAAUUCUGCCCCGGAAACCUUGCCCAGCACUACUGCUUCUUGCUCCACUCCUCGCUCCACCACUAGCCUCUCUCCCAUCUCUCCCACAACCACACUUUCAGCGCCUGAAGACUUCACCGCCCCCUUACACAACGCGGGUGAUAAUGGAGGUGAAGAAGAAAGCGUUGAAAUGACUCCUGAAGUGGCUCCAGAUGGAGAAAGCGAUGAAGAUGAUGUUCUGAUCCCCAACGUGCAUGUAGAUGAAGAUCUCUUCAAGGGAUUGGAAGAACUCGUUGGUGGUUCUGCUGGUGCUGCCAGUACCAGUAGUGGAUUAGGACGCAGCCCGGCCUUCAGCAAUAAUUUCUCUUAUUGGCGUACUGGUUACUCCUCUGCCGCCGGAGCCACCGCUGGUGGUGGCUGCUAGACUGAUUUUCAUCUUUAUAGUUGUUAAGUGUUUUUCUUUGAAUACAACGAGUAUAAAAAUUUUUUGCUUUGAGUACAGAGAAAUUAAGAAUACUCGGAGUUCAUUUAACUUUUCCUUUUAUGUAUCAUCUAUCUCUCCAACAAGAUAAAUACAGAAUAUAAAACAUAUUUUUCCACAUUCAAUUUCGUGCAUAUAAAUUAAUUAUAACAUAAUAAUAAACAUUCUAAAUAU
This is a messenger RNA of Durio zibethinus, 1752 nucleotides long. RefSeq lists its product as uncharacterized. Gene Ontology annotation, molecular function: DNA-binding transcription factor activity; transcription cis-regulatory region binding. Gene Ontology annotation, cellular component: nucleus. Gene Ontology annotation, biological process: regulation of DNA-templated transcription. The record is from RefSeq and is a predicted model, not a curated record. NCBI's taxonomy places the organism in Eukaryota, Viridiplantae, Streptophyta, Magnoliopsida, Malvales, Malvaceae.